AUGGACAAGCUCAAGAAGAUCUUCAAGCACGACAAGNCACGACUCGUCGUCUUCGUCAUCGGCAGCGGCCACGACGCCCUCGCACACGACGGCCGAGAGAAACAACGCAGCCACGACGACAUCGAGCGCGCCUCCACCUCAGACCAGCAGCACCACUCCUGUAGCUGCUGCCACCACCACCGCUGCUUCAAGAUCCGGCCCCCUGCCGGCGUCCUGCUCGAGACCAACUACGGCAACAUCACCAUUGCCCUGUACAGCGACAAGACCCCCAGAAACUUUGCAGGCCUCGCCGACGCAGGCAGGUACAACGGCGUCAUCUUCCACCGCAUCAUCCCCGGCUUCAUGCUGCAGGGCGGCGACCCCACCGGCACCGGCCGUGGUGGAGAGUCCAUCUGGGGCGGCAAGUUCGAGGACGAGUUCGACGGCUCGCUCAAGCACACUGGCGCCGGAGUCCUGUCCAUGGCCAACAGCGGCCCUGGCACCAACGGCAGUCAGUUCUUCAUCUGCCUUGCCCCGACUCCCCACCUGAACGGCAAGCACACCGUCUUUGGUCAGGUUGUCGACGGCAUGGAUGUCGUCCAGAAAAUUGGAAGUGUCAGAACCGGCGCUGGCGACAGACCCAUCGAGGAUGUCGUUAUCGUCAAGGCCCAGUCCUUCACUGCCUAA
Messenger RNA from Aureobasidium vineae, 666 nucleotides. The record is from the annotation of a GenBank genome assembly. Lineage: Eukaryota; Fungi; Ascomycota; Dothideomycetes; Dothideales; Saccotheciaceae.